Molecule: messenger RNA, 1499 nt
Organism: Cladophialophora immunda
Lineage: Eukaryota; Fungi; Ascomycota; Eurotiomycetes; Chaetothyriales; Herpotrichiellaceae
Product: succinyl-CoA ligase [ADP/GDP-forming] subunit alpha, mitochondrial
Exons: 3
Coding region: 95-1096 (333 amino acids)
Biological process (GO): tricarboxylic acid cycle
Cellular component (GO): mitochondrion; succinate-CoA ligase complex (ADP-forming)
Molecular function (GO): succinate-CoA ligase (GDP-forming) activity; succinate-CoA ligase (ADP-forming) activity
Source: RefSeq, a predicted model, not a curated record
CUCUGAUAUCAAUCAAUUGACGCACUCGCUCGAAUUCCACCAUCGUUGGGCUUUCAGUCAGACUUUAGUCUUGCUCUUUAAGCCGUCGCCAGAGAUGCAGGCUUUCAAAACCUGCGCUCCUCGGGCGCUACGAUCUGCGACUACCUCUACGUCAAGAAGCUAUGCUACAGUCUCUUCCAGUUCAGCUUAUAGCCAGACGCGGAAUAACUUGAGAAUCAACGCCGACACCAAAGUCCUCUUUCAAGGCUUCACAGGGAAGCAGGGCACGUUUCAUGCUCAGCAGGCAAUUGAGUACGGAACCAAGGUUGUGGGUGGAACGAAUCCGAAAAAGGCCGGUACCCAGCAUCUUGGUCUACCCGUUUUCAAGAAUGUUUCCGAGGGAGUAAAGGAGACCGGAGCUACUGCAAGCGUCAUAUUCGUACCGCCUCCGGUAGCAGCAGCUGGUAUAAUGGAAGCCCUUGAAGCUGAGAUCCCGCUGGUCGUUUGCAUUACUGAAGGGAUUCCUCAACAUGACAUGCUCAAAGUCACCGACGCGCUAAAAACCCAAAGCAAAACACGUUUGGUCGGCCCCAACUGCCCUGGAAUCAUCGCGCCCGGCCAAUGCAAGAUCGGCAUCAUGCCAGGAUUCAUCCACAAACGAGGAAGAGUUGGAAUCGUCUCAAGGUCAGGAACAUUGACAUACGAAGCAGUCAAUCAAACAACCCAAGCAGGUCUUGGACAAUCUUUGGUCGUGGGUAUUGGUGGUGACCCAUUCAGCGGCACCAAUUUUAUUGACUGCCUGACUGUUUUCAUGGAAGAUGACGAGACAGAGGGAAUCAUCAUGAUUGGCGAGAUUGGAGGCAGCGCCGAGGAAGACGCUGCAGAGUUCCUGAAGAGCGAGAACAAGAAGAACAAGCCCGCAGUCAGCUUUAUCGCCGGUAUCAGUGCCCCUCCAGGGCGCCGAAUGGGACAUGCUGGCGCAAUUGUCAGUGGAGGAAAGGGUGGUGCCGAGUCGAAGAUCUCGGCAUUGGAAGCAGCAGGAGUGGUUGUGGAGCGAAGCCCGGCCAUGUUGGGCAAGUCGUUGCAUGCACAGUUCGUCAACCGGGAUCUGGUUUGAUUGAGAGGCGUUCAGAUUAGGUGAGGUUGGGAGGAGAGACUGAGUCUUCCAGGGAUACGUGCAUGUAUUUUUGAUACCGCAAACAAAGCGCAUGUGAUAACACUCUACAUGGUCGCUUGCCCCAUAGGCCUUCAACGAUCAGCUCCUGUGUAGGAGCUUUCCUAUUCAUUGAGGCAUGUAUCCCAGCAUGAUACUUCCAAUUUUACGCCGUCCGUAUGCUCACUUCCUCGCGCAGAUUGAUCCCUUCAUUCCAUAGAAUCUGUCACAAUCAUAGUGAUAUAGCGCCCCGCCGACUCGCUCGAACAUGCAGCCAAGCUUGAAAACCGCAAAACACCAAGAAUCCCUGCCCUUCCUGUCAGUAUCAAACUCAUAAAUAGCUGUCCAGCAGAUGGAGACUCACAGC